This is a messenger RNA of Rhizopus microsporus ATCC 52813, 561 nucleotides long. RefSeq lists its product as uncharacterized. Lineage: Eukaryota; Fungi; Mucoromycota; Mucoromycetes; Mucorales; Rhizopodaceae. The record is from RefSeq and is a predicted model, not a curated record. The transcript has a single exon. The coding region runs from base 16 to 561 and encodes 181 amino acids.
AAACAGCCUUUAUAAAUGAAUCUCAAAGUUCUCGGCCUUCUCCUUGUUGCUACUGUUGCCUCUGUUUCUGCUGCUGACAGAGGUACUGAGACUGUUCCUGGCUUGGGUCAAAGAAAACAACAGAUUCUCCAUAGCGGUGGUGGUGUCUGGGACCUUGCUAUUGCCAUGCUUGAAACAAAAAACUUAGGUACGGAUUACGUCUAUGGUGAUGGCAAGACGUAUGACUCUGCCAACUUUGGUAUCUUUAAGCAAAACUGGUUCAUGCUUCGUACCUCUACUUCUCAAUUCAAAGGCCAAACGACGAAUCAAUGGAAAAAUGGUGCUGUCCUUAACUCUAAUCUCCAACAAGAUAUCAAGGCUCGUCAAGAAUCUCAAAACUAUUAUGGUCCCGACAAGUGGUUUGCUGGUCACAGAAACGGUGAGAGUGGUUUGAGCAACCCUUACACUCAAGAUAUCACCAACUAUAAGAAUGCUGUCAAUUGGAUUCAUGAUCAGCUUGCUAGUGACUCCAAGUACUUGUCUGAUGACACCCGAUUUUGGGUUGAUGUUACUGCUAUCUAA